Messenger RNA from Callithrix jacchus (white-tufted-ear marmoset), 5057 nucleotides. It is a transcript of the gene ADAM17, whose product is annotated as ADAM metallopeptidase domain 17. NCBI's taxonomy places the organism in Eukaryota, Metazoa, Chordata, Mammalia, Primates, Cebidae. Gene Ontology annotation, cellular component: plasma membrane. Gene Ontology annotation, biological process: membrane protein ectodomain proteolysis; Notch signaling pathway. Gene Ontology annotation, molecular function: metalloendopeptidase activity. The record is from RefSeq and is a predicted model, not a curated record.
AUUCAACCGUUUUUGGAAUGUUUUAUUCAGUACCCUAAACACUCACUAAACUAUACAGAGCUAAAAGCAUGCCAGAGAUUGCAAGAACAAACUGCUUUGGGAAAUUUCCAGUCUAAGCGAAAUGGACCAAGUAUAGGAUUGAAUUUUAAGAAGUUGGUGGGAAGAGUCCAGCUCCUGUACUCACAGGUAAGGUCCUAGGAUUCUAGUUUGUUGAAGUGCCUGCAGACCCUCUCCCUAUAGCAGGGACGUGGAGCAAAUGUGCCUUCAGGAACUGCUUAUUAGUCCCCCAAAGCCUUUUUCGUGAGAACAGACGGAUGGAGGCCUCAGACGACUCUGGCGGCCGGACCCUGAACCAGAUGCCUGAGCUGCGCCCGGAAGGCUCGUUUCGCAGGAGCUGGCGAGUGGCGCGGGCUUCGGAGGCCAGGCUCGGGGUCCUGGGUGGGUGUGGGGGGGUCUCCUCCCCGGGCUCAGCCCCCGUCCGUCGGGUACUCUGUAGCUCGAUUCAUGUCCCCGCCCUCCCACCUGAGCACACCGGGCAGACAGCCUGCGGCAUCCGGCCAGUCGCGCCUCCUAGUCCGCCCUGGGCCGGUCGCUGGGCCCCAGGCCGCUUUUUACAGCUCCUUUAAUAAAGUGGACAGCAGGGAUCCUAACAAGACGUGGCACCAAGACAAAGGACGUGGCCAGACGCGCCUCUAAGGGCCUGCUCGCGAGCUCCCGCCUCCCCACUCCGUGGUCACCCGAGGACAGAGGCCAGGCCGGGCUGGGCGGAGUCGGGACGACUACGUCUGCAUCCAGAAAGGCGCCGGGCGAGCCCCAGCUGGACGCGACAGGCGGGGCAGAACGCUACGGCGGACUAGAAGCCAUGGGGCGGGGCUAGGGGAGCCUCCCAGCCUGCAGCCCGGCGGCCGGCUUCCGGCUGUGGGUGGUGCGGAGGAUGGCGGCGGCCGGAAGCGGGUUGAGCCGGUCUCUGGUAACGCCACCUGCACUUCCGGGGGCGUCGAGCCUAGCUGUAAGAGUCUUCCCAGUAGGCGGCGCGGGAGGAAAAAGAGGCGAAGGCUGCCCAGAAAAGUGGAGUCGGUAGCCGGGCCGGGAACAUGAGGCAGUCUCUCCUAUUCCUGACCAGCGUGGUUCCUUUGGUGCUGGCGCCGCGACCUCCGGAAGACCCGGCUUUCGGCCCCCACCAGAGACUCGAGAAGCUUGAUUCUUUGCUCUCAGACUACGAUAUUCUCUCCUUAUCUAAUAUCCAGCAGCAUUCAGUAAGAAAAAGAGAUCUACAGACUUCAACACAUGCAGAAACACUACUAACUUUUUCAGCUUUGAAAAGGCAUUUUAAAUUAUACCUGACAUCAAGUACUGAACGUUUUUCACAAAAUUUCAAGGUCGUGGUGGUGGAUGGUAAAAAUGAAAGUGAGUACGCUGUGAAAUGGCAGGACUUCUUCACUGGACACGUGGUUGGUGAGCCUGACUCUAAGGUUCUAGCCCACAUAAGAGAUGAUGAUGUUAUAAUCAGAAUCAACACAGAUGGGGCCGAAUAUAACAUAGAGCCACUUUGGAGAUUUGUUAAUGAUACCAAAGACAAAAGAAUGUUAGUUUAUAAAUCUGAAGAUAUCAAGAAUGUUUCACGUUUGCAGUCUCCAAAAGUGUGUGGUUAUUUAAAAGUGGAUAAUGAAGAGUUGCUUCCAAAAGGGUUAAUUGACAGAGAACCACCUGAAGAGCUUGUUCAUCGGGUGAAGAGAAGAGCUGUCCCAGAUCCCAUGAAGAACACAUGUAAAUUAUUGGUGGUAGCAGAUCAUCGCUUCUACAGAUACAUGGGUAGAGGGGAAGAGAGUACUACCACAAAUUACUUAAUAGAGCUAAUUGACAGAGUUGAUGACAUCUACCGGAACACUUCAUGGGAUAAUGCGGGUUUUAAAGGCUACGGAAUACAGAUUGAGCAGAUUCGCAUUCUCAAGUCUCCACAAGAGGUAAAACCUGGUGAAAAGCACUACAAUAUGGCAAAAAGUUACCCAAAUGAAGAAAAGGAUGCUUGGGAUGUGAAGAUGUUGCUAGAGCAAUUCAGCUUUGAUAUAGCUGAGGAAGCAUCUAAAGUUUGCUUGGCACACCUUUUCACAUACCAAGAUUUUGAUAUGGGAACUCUUGGAUUAGCAUAUGUUGGCUCUCCCAGAGCAAACAGCCAUGGAGGCGUUUGUCCAAAAGCUUAUUAUAGCCCAACUGGGAAGAAAAAUAUCUAUUUGAAUAGUGGUUUGACCAGCACAAAGAAUUAUGGUAAAACCAUCCUUACAAAGGAAGCUGACCUGGUUACAACUCAUGAAUUGGGACACAAUUUUGGAGCAGAACAUGAUCCAGAUGGUCUAGCAGAAUGUGCCCCGAAUGAGGACCAGGGAGGAAAAUAUGUCAUGUUUCCCAUAGCUGUGAGUGGCGAUCACGAGAACAAUAAGAUGUUUUCAAACUGCAGUAAACAAUCAAUUUAUAAGACCAUCGAAAGUAAGGCCCAGGAGUGUUUUCAAGAACGCAGCAAUAAGGUGUGUGGGAACUCGAGGGUGGAUGAAGGAGAAGAGUGCGAUCCUGGCAUCAUGUACCUGAACAGUGACACCUGCUGCAACAGUGACUGCAUGUUGAAGCAAGGUGUCCAGUGCAGUGAUAGGAACAGUCCUUGCUGUAAAAACUGUCAGUUCGAGACUGCCCAGAAGAAGUGCCAGGAGGCAAUUAAUGCUACUUGCAAAGGCGUGUCCUAUUGCACAGGUAAUAGCAGUGAGUGCCCACCUCCAGGAAAUGCUGAAGAUGACACUGUUUGCUUGGAUCUUGGCAAGUGUAAGGAUGGGAAAUGCAUCCCUUUCUGUGAGAGGGAGCAGCAGCUGGAGUCCUGUGCAUGUAAUGAAACUGACAACUCAUGCAAGGUGUGCUGCAGGGACCUUUCUGGCCGGUGUGUGCCCUACGUCGAUGCUGAACAGAGGAACUUAUUUUUGAGGAAAGGAAAGCCCUGUACAGUAGGAUUUUGUGACAUGAAUGGCAAAUGUGAGAAACGUGUACAGGAUGUAAUUGAACGAUUUUGGGAUUUCAUUGACCAGCUGAGCAUCAAUACUUUUGGGAAAUUUUUAGCAGACAACAUCGUUGGGUCUGUCCUGGUUUUCUCCUUGAUAUUUUGGAUUCCUUUCAGCAUUCUUGUCCAUUGUGUGGACAAGAAAUUGGAUAAGCAGUAUGAAUCUCUGUCUCUGUUUCACCCCAGUAAUGUUGAAAUGCUGAGUAGCAUGGAUUCCGCAUCAGUUCGCAUUAUCAAACCCUUUCCUGCACCCCAGACUCCAGGCCGCCUGCAGCCUGCCCCUGUGAUCCCUUCAGCGCCAGCAGCUCCGAAACUGGACCACCAGAGAAUGGACACCAUCCAGGAAGACCCUAGCACAGACUCACAUAUGGAUGAGGAUGGGUUUGAGAAGGACCCCUUCCCAAAUAGCAGCACAGCUGCCAAGUCAUUUGAGGAUCUCACGGACCAUCCGGUCACCAGAAGUGAAAAGGCUGCCUCCUUUAAACUGCAGCGUCAGAAUCGUGUUGACAGCAAAGAAACAGAGUGCUAGUUUAGUUCUCAGCUCUUUUCACUAAUGUGCGCAAAAUAUUUUUAUAGAUUUGACUUACAAUCUCAGCUUAUUUUUGUGAAGAUUGGGAAGUAAGGAAGUGACUUUUAACAGCAGAUGCGGGUCAUGUGUUUGAACUUCCUGCAGAUAAACAAUUCUUGUGUGGUUCAGCCCUUCUCCUUUUGAAAAGGUAAGGUGAAGGUGAAUCUAGCUUAUUUUGAGGCUUUCAGGUUUUAGUUUAAGUAUCUUUUGACCUGUGGUGCAAAAGCAGAAAAUACAGCUGGAUUGGGUUAUUAAUAUUAUGUUUUUGUAGAUUAAUCUUUUAUAUUGAUAACAGCACUGACUAGGGAAAUGAUUUUUUUUUAAUACACUGUAAUGAACCGCUGAAUAUGAGGCAUUUAGCAUUUAUUUGUGAGAACAACUGGAACACAAUAGGUUUAAUUUUUGCCUUUAACUAAAAACGAAGGAGAUAAAUCUCGUUAUACAUUGUCUCUAAAUUGUGGUUACCUGGAGUUUUUAAGUAGCAGGGAGAAUUAUACAUCUAAGUUUAGAAAUCAUUUGGGUUAAUAUUGGCUCUUCAUAACUCUAAGACUAAUACUCCCUAGUAGUAUAACUACCUACCUUACAGUGAGGGUAAGUGCUAGCUAGUUGAAUUUAUGGAAUCCUAUCAACUUUUUAGGGCCCUGAGUUGCUGGGUAAUUUUUCUGUGUAAGUAUCUUCAUGUAUCCCUAUUACUGAUAGUGAAUUUUCUAAGAGCAGGUAUCCCUAUCAAUCAGGUGCAGUGGUUCAUGCUUGUAAUCCCAGCAUGUUGGGUUGCCUGUUUUCAAACACUAGUGAAUAAAAGGGUAAGAUAUUUCUUAAUAGGUUGUUUUGAAUAGGCUGAGGUGUGAUGAGCCAGCCAGGUGACAGAAUGCUACCUGCCCUUAUGGUUGGGGGGGCCAUCCCCACAAGAACUGAUUCUUCAGAAACCCUUUUUAUUGACCCUUUUUAUUGCUCCAGGACUCUGGAUGGGCUGCAUUUACUGUGUGAAGGAUAAAAACCAUUAGCCUGAAUUCUGAUUUCUAUAAAUUGCUAUUAAAAGCUUUUUUUCCCCUAAGAACUGAAAUGUGCUCACCAGCCAAAACAUUUUAACUUGGAAACUUUGAGGGCAAUUAACCAAACCUGUGACUAAUCAUGUCCUUCCCCCAAACUUUUCCAAGGACAUUUUUUAUGCAGAUACUUGUUAUACUAAUACUUGAACUUGUACCUUAUGGUAUUUGCUGUAUUUUAACUAGUCACAAUAUUCUUGUAUUUUAGUUACACUUUUGGAAUUUGAUACAGGUGUGUGGGUGUAUGUGUGCAGCAGUUCUCAAAAGAAUGUAAGAAAACCAUUUUUAUAAAAUUGUGACUUUAAAAAAAAAAGUCUUUGUCAUUUGUAAAAUUAAGCUGCUUAGGGUAUAUUUUAUAGCUAUAGCACUGAUAUCUGCAUUAAUAAAUACUGUCAAAACACAA